Molecule: messenger RNA, 1064 nt
Organism: Saccoglossus kowalevskii
Lineage: Eukaryota; Metazoa; Hemichordata; Enteropneusta; Harrimaniidae
Product: proprotein convertase subtilisin/kexin type 9-like
Source: RefSeq, a predicted model, not a curated record
CUAGCAUGUAAUUUCAAUCGUCUGCGUGUCGAAUGCUCCCACAUUGCGUGUCCAUCAAUGUUACCAUAAUAGCACACCGUUUUUGUUUAUUAUAUAUGUGAAGAUAGUUUUCAAUUUACAUUAACGAUUUGACAGUAGCGUGUACGAACUAAAUAGAAAAAUCAUGAAUAUUGCUUUUUGUGUAUGUGUUGUUCUGACUGUCGUCUGUGUCAGUACGGUUUGUGGUGAAGAAGGUGAAUGGUGCAUAGUCUGUACAACAAGAGUGUCUGAAUUAUCUGGCACUGGAGAUGAUGACAAAUCCGAAGUACAAUGUAAAUCCGGCGAAGUAAUGACAGGAUGUAGCAGCUAUUCACCGGGGAAGGGGCAUGGAAAACGAGACGGCGAAUUCUUCAAAACUGACACCAAUGGCAAUGCUGUAUGUGUUGCUCAAAAUGGUUACAAAGGAACGGGGGUGUAUGCAUAUGCUCGAUGUUGCCAUUGGCCGAAAAUGACAUGCCAAUAUGUGAAAGGUGAACAAUCCGAGACUUCAGAUGAUGCUAUCAGUAUAGCACAGUGCCCGGAUGUAAUCGAUUGUAUGAGUGCCUCCGUAACAGGAUGUGCAGUACACACUUAUUGGCAAAAUCUUGAUGGCACCCAGCCCAAUGUCCCUUCUUACCCGACAGAAUUGACUGAUAUCACUGAUAACUAUUGUUACGGAGUUAACGGAUAUUCUGGCAAGGGUGUUACGGGACAUGCUGCAUGUUGUGGUGCUCCUGGUCUUAAAUGUAAAGCAAAGUUUAGCGAGCAGGUUAAAAAUGCCGAAGCCAAGGUAAAAUGCGACGAUGGAUGGAUUCUGACUGGAUGUUCGGUUCGUACGUCAUGGAAAGAAACUGACGGUGCCUAUAUCGAUGACGAUGAUAAUUGCAUUGCCGCUGGAACAGACAAGCUGUGGGCUGUAGCCGUAUGUUGUAAAACUGGGUGAAUGCAUACAACAAACGAAAUGUACAAAUGAAACAAGUAUAUCGUACAAGUUAUAAUGGUGACGGAGUUAAACAAAUAUAGUAUUAAAACAGUGGGUAUACAUU